Messenger RNA from Gryllus bimaculatus (two-spotted cricket), 1602 nucleotides. NCBI's taxonomy places the organism in Eukaryota, Metazoa, Arthropoda, Insecta, Orthoptera, Gryllidae. The record is from the annotation of a GenBank genome assembly.
AUGGUAUUUUGGCAUAUUUAUACACUGUCCCUUAGUAGUGAAAUAUUUCUGGGUUCAAGUAGCCAUAAAGAUGAACGCAAAAACUUAAAAUGCUUCGGUCGAAGUCGUGACCCAACGGUCUUAUGCGCAGAAAUCCAGGCCUUCAAUUUCACUCAACUCCCACGAAUUUCGGUGAUUUCAGGAUAUGGAACCCGUAAAAUACACGGCGACAGCGAAUGCGACGUCACGAUUUACGGAUUAACAAACCAGUGUGUGCGAGAAACGUCUCCUGGAAAAGCUGGCGAAGAGCUCCUUACGUACAUAGAAAAUGCUUUUUCAUUGUUAUCACUUCGUUUUGUAUUAACUGAAAAUUAUGAGGAAAUUUCAAAUCUUCCUAUAUUGAAUGCAGAAUUACAAAAGACACUAGACAUGGCAUGUCUAAGGCGCGUGCGUGCGUGCGUGCGUUCGCGCGCGUGCGCGGCAGCAUCUGCGCCGCACACGCGGCGACGACGCGACGUCGCGUCGGCGUCGCUCGCGUCCCGACCCGACCCGUCCCGUUCCGUUCCGGCGCGUCGCGUCAGCUGGCCGCGACGUGUGUCUGCGCCUGCAAAACCGGCCUGCGGGCGGCCCAGGGUCGACACGCCCACGCCCACGCCCACGCGGCGCGUUUCACUGCCGUCGCCCGCGCGCCUGCCCGGAGCCCUCCCUCCUUGCCCCUUCUCGCCCUGGCCACCCCUUCCGCCAAGAACGUCGUCACCGCUUCUGUUGCAUCAGCUGCAAUUUCCGCGCGUGGUCAUUGCUCGCUUCUGGCCGCGUCCUUCGCUCUGCCUUUUUCUUCGCUCGGAAGCUGCCGGCGGCAGCGCCGUGCCGGCUCGGCACGGCUCGGCUCGUCGUGGCGCGGUGCCGGUAAGACCCUCUACUACAAGUAUUUGCUGCAAUUACUUGCCUCGUGAUGUGGAAUCUAAUAACAAUUGUGACAGCAGUAAUGUGCACAGUAGGGAGAGAGACAUUAACAAUAUCGAUCGGUGGCGUGUAAUCAUCGUCGAUGUCGUUGUCGACACUGACCUCGUCAGCUUCACGUCGCAUUCACGGCUAACACUACGGAUAUUAAGGAAGUCGUCAUUGUUGUCACCGUCGUCUUCGUCGACACUGACCAAGUCAGCUUCAUCGGAACUUUUGACGUUAGCGACGCAGUCGGUAUCAACGAAGACGUUGCCUCCGUCGCAGUCCUGGCCUAAAGCACGGAUAUUAUGGGCAAAGCCGUGCCCGUCGUCACUGACGAAGUCAGCUUCGUUGGUAUCUUUGGCUCCCGCCCAAAAGCACGGAUAUUUAGGGCAAAGACGUCCCCAUCGUUGCCUCCGCGCCGUUGUCGUUGCUACAGCUUUUGCUGAUUCCAUUGCCGAUGCCCUGCCGCCACCGCGAGUGGUGCUGCCGCGACAGUCGUCGUCCUUGCCGUUGCCGCCCCCACCUCGACCGCCACCGCCUGUCGUCGCCCGGGGCCUCAUGCGGGUCGCCACCGCCCGGGGCGUCGCGGGCACGGGACGCGGUGCGGGCCGGCGGAGGGAGGCAGAAGCUUCUCUAAUUCGCGCUGCUCCAGCAUGCAACCUUGGGCGUAAUCGUUAA